CUAUUCAAAAAAAAAAAAAAAAUCUUUUUAACCAAAUCAAUCACUAUAAAAACCUUCACUUUUUAAAAUCCCCCCAAAAACAAAGCGAGCACUACCAUUACCAUUUUCUUCUGUCGGUUCUCUGCUUCAUCGGAAGGAAAGAGCACGAAGAAGAAAGAAGGAAGGAUGAUUGAGGUAGUGUUGAACGACAGAUUGGGGAAGAAAGUACGCGUAAAGUGCAAUGAAGAUGACACCAUUGGCGACCUGAAGAAGCUUGUUGCUGCUCAAACUGGUACUCGCUCUGAUAAGAUUCGAAUUCAAAAGUGGUAUAACAUUUACAAGGAUCACAUCACUCUUCGAGACUACGAGAUUCACGAUGGCAUGGGCCUCGAACUGUACUACAACUGAGUAAGUUGCACGCCUCGUUUUCGCUUUGUCUUUGAUUACUACCACUGUUGUUUUUCUAUAAACUUUGAUUAGUAGAAUUACGCGGCUAUAGAUAGGUAAUAGUAAUUGCGGAAUUUCCGUUUGAAACUAUGGAUUUUCUGUUUUUAAUUUGUGAUUGAUGAAUUAUGAUCUAGAAAUUUGAAUUGGUUUUUGGAUGAA
This is a messenger RNA of Beta vulgaris subsp. vulgaris (sugar beet), 585 nucleotides long. RefSeq names its product ubiquitin-like protein 5. Gene Ontology annotation, biological process: mRNA splicing, via spliceosome; protein modification process. The record is from RefSeq and is a predicted model, not a curated record. Gene Ontology annotation, cellular component: nucleus; cytoplasm. Gene Ontology annotation, molecular function: protein tag activity; protein binding. The transcript has 2 exons. NCBI's taxonomy places the organism in Eukaryota, Viridiplantae, Streptophyta, Magnoliopsida, Caryophyllales, Amaranthaceae. The coding region runs from base 166 to 387 and encodes 73 amino acids.